Messenger RNA from Cucurbita pepo subsp. pepo (vegetable marrow), 851 nucleotides. RefSeq names its product small ribosomal subunit protein uS11y. Lineage: Eukaryota; Viridiplantae; Streptophyta; Magnoliopsida; Cucurbitales; Cucurbitaceae. The record is from RefSeq and is a predicted model, not a curated record. Gene Ontology annotation, biological process: translation. Gene Ontology annotation, molecular function: structural constituent of ribosome. Gene Ontology annotation, cellular component: ribosome.
UUGGCUGACAGUCGUUUACCCUUCUUCUCGCACGAAGGAUUUCUGCAGGCGGCAAAAUCUCGCUAGAGCUCCACAAACCGGAAGAUACUUCCUUCAUCUGUUGGAAAACAUGUCUGGCUCAAGGAGGAAGACCAGGGAACCCAAGGAAGAAACUGUGACACUUGGCCCUGCCGUUAGGGAAGGCGAGCAUGUUUUUGGUGUUGCUCACAUUUUUGCCUCAUUCAAUGAUACAUUCAUUCAUGUGACUGAUCUUUCUGGGAGGGAAACCCUUGUCCGCAUCACAGGUGGGAUGAAGGUGAAAGCCGACAGGGAUGAGUCCUCUCCAUAUGCAGCUAUGCUUGCAGCACAAGAUGUUUCUCAGAGAUGCAAGGAACUUGGCAUUACCGCUCUUCAUAUUAAACUCCGUGCCACCGGAGGAAACAAGACUAAAACACCUGGCCCAGGUGCCCAGUCUGCACUUCGUGCUCUUGCUCGUUCUGGAAUGAGGAUUGGUCGUAUUGAGGAUGUGACUCCAAUUCCAACAGACAGCACUCGCAGAAAGGGUGGAAGAAGAGGAAGAAGGCUGUAAGCUCGCUCCCGAACUCCUUUUAUGGCGCUAUGUUGGUCGUUUCUCUAUGGUUCUGAUCCUCUCCUUAAUCAUGCUACCUUAGUUUUUCAGAACUCCAGCUUGUUUUUGAUUAUUCCUUUAUCAGGGAUGUUUUGUCUUCGUAUUUGUUUUAUGUAGAACUGAGACUUGUGAAAGAGGAAUUUUUGGGUUUAGUUUAACAAAUCAAUACAAUUCUCCUUAUUAUUGAAUGAAAAUUGUGGUCAUUGAAAUACUUUAUAAAACGUAUUGUUAAGUUGAUUAUUGG